AUGUCUCUGGCCCAUCUUUUCUUUGUAUUAAGGUGGCAUGGAACUGUCUCUGAGAAUCUAAUGAACCAACAAGUCCUGGUCCCAAAGGAAGAGCAAAGCAGUGAUAGUGACUCUGAAUCUUUCACAACGUCAGAACAGAAGAAAAGGGGUCUCGGCCACAAAGUAAAGUUCUUCUUGGGCAAAAUCAUCCACUCAAAAGUGAAGGAAUCCCAAUCUAUGAAACUCAGCAAUCCCUCGUCUUCCCAGAAUUCACUCAUGACAUCCCCGAAACAGCAUCGCCUUCCUAAAAUAAUCCAGCAUCUGCCACUGACACGGGAGACAGCCAAGAGGUCAGGAAGGAGGAUAUCACAGGCUGCAAUUCUCCAACUGGAUGUUAAUGUUGUAGAGGCAGAGACGGAGCGACUCAUGGCGGACAACCUCAUCGUGCGGUCCAAGAGAAUGACAAGACGCGUGUCUGUCACUUCACUUCCCACCGGCCUGCAGAAGGGCUCAUAUUCCUCUAAGAAAAGACACUUUGCGCUGAUGAGACGGAAGAAGAAGGCUGUGGAGAAGGUGAAACAGAAGUCGGAGUAUACAGUGCAUGGCUUACAGAUGCAGGUGGACGACCUUAUUGAAACAAUAGCUGAGAAAUCCAACAAGCUCUUAGAGCAGAGACACGAGGAAUUACGCCAAUGUCAGUCUCUGGGAGAUGAAAUCCUUCAGUGUUCAAAGCAGUUCCAGAGAGUCUCCAAAAAGAACACCAGGAAGUACAAGUUUAAGAACGUCUGUUUUCCAUGUAUCUGCUGCUGCUACUAG
Molecule: messenger RNA, 795 nt
Organism: Nanorana parkeri
Lineage: Eukaryota; Metazoa; Chordata; Amphibia; Anura; Dicroglossidae
Exons: 4
Coding region: 1-795 (264 amino acids)
Source: RefSeq, a predicted model, not a curated record